UGUCUGCUGUGCGCGUGCCCUCUCGCGCCACCCGCUUCACAGACCAGACGCUCACCUGCAGCUACAACCUUGGCGACAUGGGCCUCUAUGCUGUCAAGUGGUACCUCAACGACAGCGAAUUCUUCCGAUACUCAUCAGAGCGAGAUAUUGUUGUUUUCGGACAAGAUGUCCAGGUCAACAUCGAGGAAUCCGGUGCGAACAAGGUAGUUCUCCGUGAGGUGGAUUUCAGUGCCUCAGGAACUUACAGAUGUGAAGUGAUAUCAGACGCACCUUAUUUCAAGAUUUUCGUAGGAAGCUCCACAAUGACAGUUAUUGCAGAGGAGGAAAAAGUGGGUGUGUCUGCUGUGCGCGUGCCCUCUCGCGCCACCCGCUUCACAGACCAGACGCUCACCUGCAGCUACAACCUUGGCGACAUGGGCCUCUAUGCUGUCAAGUGGUACCUCAACGACAGCGAAUUCUUUCGAUACUCAUCAGAGCGAGAUAUUGUUGUUUUCGGACAAGAUGUCCAGGUCAACAUCGAGGAAUCCGAUGCGAACAAGGUAGUUCUCCGUGAGGUGGAUUUCAGUGCCUCAGGAACUUACACAUGCGAAGUGAUGAUAGCAGCACCUUAUUUCAAGGUUUUCUCUGGGAGCUCCGCAAUGACAGUUAUUGAGGAGGAAAAAGUGGGUGUGUCUGCUGUGCGCGUGCCCUCUCGCGCCACCCGCUUCACAGACCAGACGCUCACCUGCAGCUACAACCUUGGCGACAUGGGCCUCUAUGCUGUCAAGUGGUACCUCAACGACAGCCUGUUCUUCCGAUAUUCAUCAGACCGAAAAAUUGAGGUAUCCCAAGAUGUCCAAGUCGAUAUAGAGAAAUCCAAUGCGACCAGGGUAGUUCUCCGGGAGGUGGAUCUUAGCGCCUCAGGGACCUAUACGUGUGAAGUAACAACAGACAGAUCUGAAUCCUCGAAGUCGUCUAACAUGACGGUCACUGAUGAGGCAGCGGUGGAGGCGCGAAUCACGGCAGCAACAGGGUCUUCAGUCGAAUUUUCCUGCGAGGCUUC
Messenger RNA from Penaeus vannamei (Pacific white shrimp), 1042 nucleotides. The record is from RefSeq and is a predicted model, not a curated record. NCBI's taxonomy places the organism in Eukaryota, Metazoa, Arthropoda, Malacostraca, Decapoda, Penaeidae.